UGUUUAUACACACAGUGUUUAUUCGAUUUUCCAAAUUGUCAGUGUAUACCGUUUUCUUAGCCAUAAAUACUGAUAGAAAAUAAAGUCCACCAAACUCCUGUGACAGUUUUACACCUUUACCCAAAAAUUCCUUUUAUAUGGCUCCGUAUUCUGUGCAUAUCGUGCAUAUAUAUGCAAUUACAUGAUAUCGUGAAUUUUUACAUUUUGAUAUUAUUUAUUUAGAAAACCAAAUUAUGUUUUCGGUUGAAAAUAAACAAUUUUAAUUAAUAUAUAGCUCGUAUAUUAUAUAUAGAUUACAAUAUGCAAUUGACGUAACAUCAACUCUUCCAUACAAAUAAUUCUGCUUCUCCGCAAUUUUAAUUAUAGAAAUGCAUACAAAAAAUCGUGCUUGAAGUACGAUUAUCGCAAGGAGAAUGUGUUCAUUAAGGCUGUUAGUAAAUAAUUUUCCUUUUUAAUUUGAAAUAAAAGCCUUCUUUAAAAGUAGGGACUACAACAUUUUCUUAAUAUUUUCAAACACUGUUACCACCAGUCAUGUUUGGCCAAACUGGGAAUACCUCCUUUGGAGCUUUUAACACAGGAACUCAAACCAGUCCUUUUGCUCAAUCUGCAUUUGGAAAGCCAACGACUAGCUUUGGUACUGGAGCGACACCUGCCUUCGGCACCAAUACCUCUCUUUUCAGUACAAAACCAGCAGGUACUACAUCAGGAGGUUUAUUCGGAAGUUCAGCUGGAACUUCCGCGUUUGGACAACCUAUCACAACCCAAUCAUCAUUCGGAGGCUUUGGCGGUACAAACACAAAUGCCAACCUUUUCGGCACGCAACAAACUGCAAACACAAACCUCUUCGGAGCUAGCUCAGCUCCAGCAUUUGGUCAAGUUACUAAACCUGCUGGCUUUGGUUUCGGUACAUCAACAAACACGAACCUUUUCGGCCAACCACAACAAACGUCUCAACAAACAACGCCUUUUGGCCAAACAAACCCUUCCACAAACGCGGGCUUGUUUGGUUCCACAACUGGCUUUGGAGCCUCCAAUACGGCAACCGGUAUGACUGGAACAGUCCUAAAAUUCAAUCCAGUUACAGGAACUGACACAAUGAUGAAGAACGGAGUGACUCAAACGAUAUCAACUCGACAUCAUUGCAUUACUUGCAUGAAAGAAUAUGAAUCGAAAUCCUUAGAAGAAUUGCGUCUUGAGGAUUACUUAGCUGGGCGGAAAGGGACGCAAAAUCAAGCAACUGGCCUCUUCGGAACUCCAGCUCAACCUUCACUCUUUGGAACCGUUACUGCAGGAACAAGUACUGUGACUCCAAGUUUCGGAUCAACAUCUGGAGGAUUUGGAACGACAAACCAACCAGGAGGAACUGGUCUCUUCAACAAACCAAUUGCAAGCUUUGGUGUACCAACAACAACGACUGGCGGUUUCCCUUAUAACUCUACGGCUUCUUCAAGUCUUUUUGGUAAUACCCAAGCCAAACCAUUCGGUGCAGCUGCGCCAGCUUCUAUAUUCUCAAACACCAAUACUAUUCCAGCAUCUGGAAUUGGAUUUGGAACGACUCAGAAUACUGGGUUUGGAAGCUUUGGAACAGCACAACCGAACCAGAGUAUUGGAUUAUUUAAUCAACACAAAUCUGCCUUUGCUUUGACAGCUCCCGCAACAAGUACCAGCUUCGGUGGAUUUGGACAACCAGGAACGAGUUUAUUCGGAGCAAAACCAGCCGGAACAAUCGGUUUUGGUACUUCUACUUUUGGAGGCACUACAACACCUUCUUUCGGUACCAAUCUAGGUUUCGGAACAACCCAGAACACAAACACCUCCUUGUUCAACACCUUCAAACCUGCUGGCCAAACUACUGGAUUUUCCUUCGGAGCACCAACCAGUCGUGGAACAAAUUCGUGUCUUAUUUCAAGCGGAGCCUUUAAUCAACAAAAGCCUGCUUUUAACGCCUCCCCUGGGUUUGGCAUCACGACAGCAAUGCCAUCACUUGGAAUGAAUAUGUUUGGUGGAGUUGGAAUGAACCAGGCUCAACAAAACGCAGGUUCAGUUCCAGUUCAUCAGCAGGUUUUGGCUUUAGUCUCAGCACCUUUCGGAAAUUCCCCAUUGUUGAAAAACCUUCUUCCAGCUUCUGGUAAAGCUAAAGAACUCUUGAAACCUUUAAACCCGACAAACAGAAUGACCAGUCCACAGUACAAAGUUUCAACAAAUAAUUCGCCGAGGAUUAAGGCUAGCGUUGCUACUUCUUCAAAUUUAUCCAAGAAGUCCUUAUUCGAAGGUCUAGAAGAAGAAGAUCCUUCCUUAGUAGAAGCAUUUCAACCUCGGCCAAACGCAAAACGUCUAGUUCUACGUCCCAAACACGUGACUGUAUCCCAAUCUGUCGAAAAUAUCAACUCUCCUCUGAAUGGCAGUAUUCCAGAUAACACGAGACCUUCAAGUAGAGAUUCUGAAAGCACUAAUAAGGAAAACCAAGAAAGCCAGUCUCCUACUGAUCCCCAGUCAUCAGUAUCGUGGCUAAAAUCCACAAUGCCUGCGAUAAAGACCAAAGAAGCAGCCUUUGAUGGUCAAGAAUCACCUUUCCGAGGUUCUGAUAUUCCUCCGGAAGGUAUUGGCAAUACCAUGAUGGCAUUGAGACCGAAAAUCGGGAACCAUAAUCAGUCUUCUGUUUCCUCAAAAUCGAGUGUUGAUAAAAACUCUUCAGACUCAAUUGAACGAGACGCAGACUACUCUCCCGAGGAACUCGUCGAAGCUCCACGUUCAUCUCUGCCGUCACAGAGUUUUGCAAAAUUAGCUAAUGUGAAGCUUCAAAGAGUUGGCUACUACACAAUUCCUGCUAUUGAUAAAUUGGAUGAAUACGUUUGCGAUGAAACCUGCAUCGUUCCUAAUUUUACAGUCGGGCGAGAAGGAUACGGAAAUGUUUACUUUUCAGAUUCGUUUGACAUUUACGGAUUGAAUCUGGACGACAUUGUCCACUUCAGACACAAAGAAGUGAUUAUAUAUCCCGACGAUGAUAAGAAGCCUCCCAUUGGUCAGGGUUUGAAUCGAAGAGCCAAGGUUACUUUGGAUGGCGUCUGGCCGCAGGACAAAUCGCGACAUGAGGCAAUCACAGAUCCCAAUCGUCUUCAGGAAAUGAACUACGAGGGGAAGCUUAGGCGCGUUUCUGAUAAACAUGACACUCGUUUCCUUGAAUAUCGCCCAGAGACUGGUUCCUGGAUUUUUAAAGUGGAACAUUUUUCAAAAUAUGGUUUGAGUGAUUCUGAAGAUGAAGAUAAUGAAGCUAGUUUUCAGUAUCUCGGAUCAAAGAAACUCAAACUUUCUUUUCAAAGCAACUCCACUGAGAAGAAAAGAGUGGAAUGUACAGAUGUUAAAGUCAUCUCACCUUUAAAAAACUCUACAUUUCCACCCAAAUUUCAGCCUCAGUGUCAAUCUGAUUUAGAGACCUUUUGCUCUGAACUACAAUUUAGAUUCCAGCCAAACUUUCAGUCUGAUUUACUGAAAGAUUGCACAUUUGAAGAACAAACGAGCCCAACUUCGAUGUAUGCGAGAAUGAUCGGAAUCGAUAGCCACAAAUUGCAGCUUAUGAAAGCCGAUUUAUUUCAGAGGAAUGGCACGGAAGAUAUAAUGUUAGAAGCAGCUAGCGAAUAUCAUAAAAAUUGUAAAUUGGGUUUUGAUUACCAUUCCAGAGUGAUGGAACAUAUACCCAUCCUUCGUUCAAAUUUGUCACAGUCAUUUCGCUUCGAUUCAAUAGUCCACCAGAAAAAAUUAAAACCGAAACAGAUGGAGGAAAUUUCUCAAGCAGAACCAAAACUUUUUCGUAAAAUAUUACCAGCCCCGAUUGUUGAACCCAAAACUGUUGUUUUAAAGUCGAGAUCUGAACUGAUACCACUCAAAGAUUCUAUCAUCAGUAAACUCCGUGCAAGUUGUAUAGCAGACCUCGGUAUUCCAAUGGGAAGAAUGUUUAGAGCAAGUUGGGGACCCGGACUAACUCUUAUCACUCUAAAUACUCAGCAACAAGCAACAAAUUUCCCUGUGCGUAGUAAUCUCAGUCUUCUCGGAUCUUACAUCUCAGGUCGACACUUCCAAGACGAGACUUCGAGUAUUGUCCAGCGUCUGCAAAUAUUAGGGGGAAGUUCAGAGAGCAGCGAUUAUGUAAUUACAUUCAAAGAAAGCAUUGAAAGUCAUCUAAAGAUUCAACUAGACCAUUCUAUCGUGAGUCAGGAAAGCGAUUGUCCAGUGAUUGGCAAUCCUAGCGGAAAAUCAGCUGUUGAUGUCUUGCAUGCUCAUUUCAAACAGACGCAGCAUGUUCUAGAUAAGAAGUCUGAUAAUUAUUCAGAGGACAAGAUGAUCAAGUAUUAUAAUGAAGUUUGGCGACUGUGCAUCUCGCUUUGGGGAUACCUUCCAGAAUUGAAACCAGAUGAUGAUCAAGAAGACCACAACACUUUGAUUGUUCGAAAAGAAGCUCUCAGCGAUUGGUUGAAAAAUGUAAUAGAGGAAAGAGUAAGAUUCAAUAUUGCAGAAAUUGAUUCUGAAGAUGAGAUCAUGUUCGAAUUACUCACGGCCAAUAAACUCGACGAUGCCUGUUCCCUCGCAAGAAAUGUAGUUGGGGAUCAUUGUCUGGCUUUAUUGAUGUCCCAAUUGGGUGGGACAACGGCUGUAAGAGUAUUGGUAAAACAGCAACUUGCUCUUUGGCAGGAAAUGAAUAUUGAUGCAGAUAUGUCGAUUUAUAGAUUGAAAAUGUUCAUGUUGGCAGCUGGAGAACCUCUGAUUUGUAGCAGCCGGGGAACGGUUAAUGUGUGUGAAAAUUUGGAUUGGAAAAGAGCAUUGGCUCUUCAUUUGUGGUAUUUAUCAUUGCCAACUGCAUCCAUCCGGGAUGCUUUAGAACUUUAUGAAGAAUCUUUUAAAAGUGACAUGACUGAUCUUUACGGGGCUGAGCCUCGACCACAGUAUUUUAGAGAAGACUAUGAAGUCGAGUUUAAUCAUAAAAAAGCUAUUUAUGAUCUCUGCUUUCAUCUCUUAAAGCUCCACUCUACUGGUAAUCAUCCUAUGGAGCCAAUUUUGAAUCCACUAAAUCAUACAGCUGAUUCCUUCGAUUACAGGCUGAGUUGGUUAAUCCAGGCAGCCCUGAUUGGAUUGGGUUAUUCCCAUCUGUCAGAAGAUGUAGAGGCUCUAACUCAUGCUAAUUUUGCGGCUCAGUUGGAAACCUACGAUUUGUGGCACUGGGCGAUUUUUGUCGUCUUACAUUUAAAGCAUUCUAGAAGAAGACGCAAGGCGGUAAAGGAUCUGCUAGCGAGGCACGUGGAGCUGGAUGAAGAUGAAGAAUACGAGAAAAGGGAAAAUUUCCUGAGGGAGGAACUUGGGAUAAAGUUUGAAUGGAUUAAUGAGGCGAAAGGGGUCAAGGCCUGUGCUUUGAAAAGAUAUGGGGAAGCUGCUUGGUACUUCACACAAGCUGAGAUGUGGAACAAAGCUCAUGAAGUUAUUAAUGAAUACCUUGCAGCAGAUGCAAUUAUAAAUGAAAACUAUCACUAUCUGAAUUCGCUGCUGGCUCCACUGAUUCAAGAGGAGGGAAGCAACGUGAUCAGUGGCUGGAUGUAUCAAGGUCAACUUUUAUGGGAUUAUUUGGACAUCACCGCUGAAAUAAAAUCUCUCUUAAAAACUGACAAUUUCACUCAAAUCUGUUACAAACUAGAACUUUUACGACCUCAACUGACGAAUCUUUGUUCGAAAAUCAACCUUUUGCCAUGUCCAACAGCAAAAGACAGAUUGUGUCAAGCUGAAAUAGCGAAAAGAACUCUCCAACUUGCGAAAAGUAUGUUGAUGCUACAGUCGACCGAUUCCUUAAUUACCGGUAAAGCGUUAAUACAGUUGGUUUCUCAACUUCCGUUACCGGAAGACUAUGCACAACAGGAGCUUCGACCUAUUAUAAACAGAUACGCAAUGGAAGUCGCUAUGUAAUUUUAUACAAAAUGCCUAACGUUUGAAAAACGUUUAUUAUAAAAUCUAGAAUAAUGAACAAUUUACCACCCUUUAUAGUAAAUAUGGAUAAUGGAUCAUCCGUAAACUAAGUUACUAAUUUUGGUCAAUUUUUGACCCCCACUUCCCCCUUGUUGAUAACCAUUGAUUUGGUUAUUACCCACCCCCUCCUCCCGAAAGUAACAUUGCCUUCAGGUAAAACCCGAUUUUACGUUCAUACUGAUUUUUUUGUGUUCAGAGCGAGUCACGUUGCCAAUAUGUCUAUAUUGUCUACGCGACUAUGUGUUGAAUUAUAAAAUUCGGUAAUAAAUCAACGCUUAGAAUAAAAAAAAUUAUUUUCAGAGUAAGAGUUGAAAUGUGCCAAAUUGAAUUUUAUAUUACAGUUAAUCCGGGUAUUAUU
This is a messenger RNA of Belonocnema kinseyi, 6364 nucleotides long. RefSeq names its product nuclear pore complex protein Nup98-Nup96-like. Gene Ontology annotation, molecular function: structural constituent of nuclear pore. Gene Ontology annotation, cellular component: nuclear pore; nuclear pore cytoplasmic filaments. Lineage: Eukaryota; Metazoa; Arthropoda; Insecta; Hymenoptera; Cynipidae. The record is from RefSeq and is a predicted model, not a curated record. Gene Ontology annotation, biological process: post-transcriptional tethering of RNA polymerase II gene DNA at nuclear periphery; RNA export from nucleus; protein import into nucleus. The transcript is spliced from 8 exons. The coding region runs from base 532 to 5946 and encodes 1804 amino acids.